CCCCUGUCAAAGGGGCGGGGACUUGCCCUGCGCCGUGUGACCGGAAGUCCCGCCCACUCCAUGUGGUUGGCUGCGGCGCCGGAUGGCGGAACCGAGGUCUCAGCGCGGCUGGUUCGUUUUCGGGUUCCGGGGCUUCGCGGAGCCUCGCGGCGGCGGGGCCCGGCGGCUGGAGCCGGAGCCGGGCGGGAUCCGCGUGGUGCGGCCCGCGUGGAGCUACACGGGCCUGGUGACGGGGCGCGGCCGCUUGGUGCUGCGGGGGUGGCUGGCGGGGGCACUGCCCGGGCACUGCCAGGACCUGCUCCCCUCCGAGAGCCACGUGCUGCUGCUGCGUGGGACAGCGCUGGAGGCCUGGGCACGGGGCGCAGGGCUGUGUCAGGGGCCCUCCUGGCAGCAGCAGCUGCACCCAGGGGAGGAGGCCAGGCCCCUGCCCCUGGCCCCCCGUGGCUACAUGAUCCCGCGGCCGCCCUUCCUGUGCCCACUGCCACCGGCGCUGCGGGCCCAGAAGCUGGUGCUGGGCCAUGAGCAUGUGGUGCUGCUGGGCCAGGACGGUACCAUCUACACCUGGGGCUGCGGCAGGCAUGGGCAGCUGGGGCAUGGGGGGCUGGAGCCUGCGUUGGAGCCCCGGCUCGUGGAGGUCUUGCAUGGCGUGCCCAUGGGGGAUGUGGCAGCUGGAGGCUGGCAUUCUGUCAGUGUCAGCGAGGGAGGUGAUCUCUAUGUCUGGGGCUGGAAUGAAUCAGGGCAGCUGGCACUGCCUUCCAAAGCACUGGCAGAGAAAAGGGCACCAGCCACAGCCUCUGUCUCCCAGCAUGAAGAACCCUGCCCAGGAGAGGCAGAGCUGAAAUUGGUCAAGCACGAGGCAGCACUGGGUGCUGAAGCAGCUGACUUCAUUUCAAUCCAGGCCUUCCCUGCUUUGCUGGAUCUACCUGAGGGGUCAGAGGUCAGCAAGGUCAGUUGUGGCUCCCGCCACACUGCUGCUGUGACCCGGACUGGGGAGCUCUACACCUGGGGCUGGGGCAAAUAUGGCCAACUUGGCCACAAUGACACAGCCAGCUCUGACCAGCCACGACAGGUUGGCUAUUUCUCUGCAAAUGGACUCACGGUGGAGGAUGUGGUCUGUGGCCCAUGGAACACUUACGUCGGUGCUGUGGAGAAAUGAGAGCAGCUGAAACGGUAGAGAAAGGCCCCACCUGUGGCACUGACCUGUACAGAGACUCAGCCACCCCUGGGCCUGGAGCCGAAGGUGAUUUCCUUCACCGGGGUGCGUGUUCAUGGUCAAGUGCCCCAGCCAGAGAACGCCAAUUAAUCAGCCUUCCUU
Messenger RNA from Gopherus flavomarginatus (Mexican gopher tortoise), 1315 nucleotides. RefSeq names its product RCC1 domain containing 1 (gene RCCD1). The coding region runs from base 83 to 1156 and encodes 357 amino acids. The transcript is spliced from 7 exons. NCBI's taxonomy places the organism in Eukaryota, Metazoa, Chordata, Testudines, Testudinidae. The record is from RefSeq and is a predicted model, not a curated record.